AUGGCUCCAAUCAAGCGCAAGGGUACCGCCGCUGAGGACGCUUCCUCAGCGCAAAAGCGUGCCCGAGUCGGAGCUGAUGAUCGCAAGCAAAACCAGAAGAAACAAAACACUGGUGAUGCUCCCAAGGCUUCUGAGCUCACGGUGUUGCGUGAAGAUGAACCGUCUUUCCCUCGUGGUGGUGGGAGUGUCUUGACCCCUCUUGAGCGCAAACAAAUCCAAAUUCAAGCGACCAAGGAUGUGCUCUUCGAACAGAAAGGCGCCAAAGGCCCUUCCGCGGACUUCGAGGAUGGAGAUCAGGAUGAAGAUGCGGAGAUGGAAGAUGUUGACGACACAACGACUACGAAGAAGUCGCGGAAGCGCAAAAGCAAAGGGAAAAAAGACGCCAAAGCAGAUGCCAAGGAGAAGGGUGUGCGAGUUGAAGGACUCAAUUUCAAAGUCUCGAGUAUCAACGCCCAUAAUAUCGGUCUUUCGUUGCCGAACAACCUUACCGGUUAUGUUCCCUUGACGGCGAUCUCGAAGAAGCUAGAGCAGAAGAUUGAGGAUAUUCUGAAGGAUGAUGGCAGUGACGACGAUGACGAGGACUCGGAGGACGACUCCCUCGACCUGGGUAAAUACUUCUAUUUGGGCCAGUAUCUUCGCGCAUAUGUUGUCUCUGUUGGAAGCGACUCUGCCGAUGCUCGCUCUAAACACAGAAAACGCAUUGAGCUCUCUGUCGACCCACGACAGGCCAACUCUGGCCUCACGAAAUCGGAUAUUGUGACCAACAUUGCCGUUCAAGCGUCCGUUUUGAGCGUCGAGGACCAUGGUUUGGUGAUGGAUUUGGGGAUCGAAGGUUCCGACGUCAAGGGCUUCAUGUCUUCGAAGGAAAUUGACCCCAAGAUUGAUUACUCGAACAUCAAGGAGGGAUCUGUGUUCCUGUGCAUGGUCACUGGCCAGAACGCCAAUGGCAGUGUCAUCAAGCUGUCUGCCAACCUCAACUCUUCUGGGUCCAUCAAGAAGUCGCACUAUCUCAGCUCGGCCCCGACAAUCAAUUCGUUCGUUCCCGGUACUGCGGCAGAGAUUCUUCUCACCGAGGUUUCGUCAAACGGCAUUGCUGGAAAGAUCAUGGGCAUGUUGGAUGCCACCGUGGAUCUGGUACAGUCGGGUGGUAACUCUGGCAAAGAUGAUUUGGAGAAAAAGUUCAAGAUCGGUGCUAAGGUCAAGGGUCGUCUUGUCUGCACCUUCCCUGCUUCUGAACCGUACAAGGUUGGAUUCUCGCUGCUCGAUCAUGUCUGCAAGUUCACUUCGGAUGGCAAUGGUCCCGGUUCCUCCGACGAUGCCCCCGCGGUCUCCGCCAUCGUCCAGGAGGCAAAGGUGGUCAAGGUGGAUCCCGGUCUCGGUGUUUACGUCCAGAUCGGAUCGACGAAACAUAUCGGCUUCGUCCAUGUCUCGAGAUUGGCGGAUGGUCAGGUUGAAACUAUCACCGAAGAUCAUGGCCCCUUCCAAACCGGCUCCGUUCAUGAAGCUAGAGUCAUCGGAUAUAACGCACUGGACAACCUCUACUUGCUCUCCUUUGAGAGGCAAGUCAUCGACCAACCUUUCCUCCGCCUAGAGGAUGUCACGGUUGGCGCAGUGGUCAAGGGCAAAAUCGAGAAGUUGUUGAUUGGGGCUGGUGGAGUGGAUGGCCUAAUCGUAUCUUUGGCGGACGGUAUCACCGGCCUCGUUCCGUCUAUGCAUUUUGCGGAUGCACCUCUCCAAUUUCCCGAGAAGAAAUUCCGCGAAGGCAUGACCGUUUCCGCUAGAAUCUUGUCGGUCAAUCUAGAGAAGCGACAGAUCCGACUGACUCUGAAGAAGAGUCUACUGAAUAGCGAAUCGGCCAUCUGGAAGGAUUACGAAUCUAUCGUCCCUGGCGCCCAGUCUCCGGGUACCAUCGUCAACAUCCAGCCCCAUGGCGCAGUUGUUCAGUUCUAUGGCUCGGUCCGAGGCUUUCUUCCUGUAUCCGAGAUGAGCGAAGCCUACAUCAAAGAUCCUUCUCAACAUUUCCGACUUGGUCAAGUAGUGAGCGUCCACGCACUCAGUGUGGAAGCCGCUUCCGGAAGACUGGCUGUCUCCUGCAAGGACCCCUCGACAUUCACUGAAAGCUACAGGAAAGCAUUCGAGAACAUUCGCCCUGGAUUACUUGUCACAGGAACGGUCUUCGAAAAAUCAAGCGACGAUGUGCUUCUCAAGCUGGAUGAAUUCGGGCUGGUGGCUCGGCUGACCCUUGAACAUGUGUCCGACGGAUCUCUCUCUAAGCAGAACUCCACCCUCUCGAAGAUUCGUGUUGGCCAAAAACUCAACGAUCUGCUUGUGCUUGAUAUCCAGCGGGGUAGGAGGCUCAUCAAGGUCUCGGGCAGAGCAAGCCUUAAGAAGGCCGUCAAGCAAGGGCUUAUCCCAGAGAACUUCGAGGAUGUUCAAGAAGGGUCCGAUGUCACUGGUUUCAUCAGAAACAUCACACUUGACGGAGUGUUCGUCGAGUUCUUGGGUGGCCUCAUCGGUUUGGUCCCCAAACGGCUCGUCGGUGACGAAAAUAUUACCAAACCCAGUUUCGGCAUGACUAAAUCACAGAUCGUCACUGCGACGGUACACUCUAUUGAUGUUGACUUCCGGAGAUUCAUUUUAAGCAUGAACCCCGCCGAAGCAACUCGUGCCGGAGCUAAGAAGCCCGUUGCUAAGACCACACCCAAGGCUACUCCUUCGGACGACGCUGUCGCUAAUGCUGUCGAUGACGGUGUGAGCACUAUGUCUGAUUUCUCUUUCGGACGGGUCGUAAAAUGCAAGGUGGUGUCGGUCAAAGCGACACAGGUUAACGUUCAGUUGGCAGACAACAUCCAGGGGCGGAUUGACGUCUCCGAAGUAUUCGACAAGUUGGACGACAUCAAGGAUCGGAAACAGCCUCUGCGCUUUUUCCGGACUAAACAAGUAAUCUCAGCCAGAAUUUUGGGUAUCCACGAUGCUCGCAACCACAAGUUCCUCCCUAUCAGCCAUCGCACGGGCAAGUAUCCCGUCUUUGAGCUUUCCGUCAAGCCGAGUUAUUUGAAGGCAUCCAACCCCACCCCUCUGAACUUGGAACAAGUCCAAGUUGGGUCCUCUUGGCUGGGCUUCAUCAACAAUGUUGCGGAUGAUUGUCUCUGGGUCAACCUAUCACCCAAUGUUCGUGGACGGCUACGUUUCAUGGAUGCAUCUGACGACCUGUCGUUACUGGCCGAUGUGGAGAAGAACUUCCCUGUCGGCUCGGCUGUUAAAGUACAUGUCACAGCAGUUGACUCUCAGAAGGGUCGCUUGGAUCUGUCCGCUAAACGGCGCUCCGACAAGCUCUCGUUCUCGGAUAUCUCAGUUGGUAUGAUUCUGCCUGGAAGAGUUACCAAGGUCACCGAGAGACAGGUUAUCAUGCAACUCACCGAUACCAUCGUGGGUGCUGUUGACUUGAUUGACAUGGCGGACGACUACACGAAGGCGAACCCGACGAUUUAUCAGAAGAAUGAGGUGCUUCGUGCGUGCGUAGUUGCCGUUGACAAGGCUAACAAAAAGAUCUCCUUGUCUCUCCGGCCGUCGAAGGUCCUGAGCUCGUCUCUCCCCGUCCAAGAUCGCGAAAUCACUUCCAUGAAGGACCUCAAGGUGAACGAUGUGGUACGCGGAUUUGUUCGGAGAGUGGCUGACAGUGGAUUGUUCGUCACCGUCGGCCACGGUGUCACUGUCUACGUCCGUGUCUCCGAUCUCUCAGACUCCUAUCUCAAAGAAUGGAAGGACUCCUUCCAGGCUGAUCAACUAGUCAAGGGUCGGAUCACAGUGGUGGACCCCGAACACAACAAGUUACAAAUGAGCUUGAAGGACUCCGUGCUGGACCCCGACUACAAGGCUCCUCUUACACUCAGCGACCUCAAGCCCGGCCAGAUCGUUACCGGCAAGGUCCGUAAGGUCGAAGAGUUCGGUGCUUUCAUUGUCAUUGAUCGCUCUGCAAACAUCAGCGGUCUCUGCCAUCGCAGUGAAAUGGCGGAGAAACGGGUCGAUGAUGCUCGGACACUGUUUGAAGAAGGCGAUGCUGUCAAGGCCAAAAUUAUCAAGAUUGACCGCGAGCAAGGAAAGGUCUCUUUCGGUCUGAAGGCGUCCUACUUCGACAACGGUGAGGAAGAUGGAGAAAGCAGCGGUGACGAGGAUGAGUCUGAAGGCGUUAGUCUGGACGGCUUUGGUGGUAUGGAGGUCGAUGGAAGUGACGAGGAAGAUGACGAUAGUGACAUGUCCAUGGGCGGCAUAGAUAUUGAGGGCGACAGCGGCAGCGACAGCGGCUCUGAUGAGAGUGACGAGGAGGAAGGAGCAAAGGCGCCAUCUAAACAGAAGGGCGGCCUCGGCUCUGGCGGUUUCGACUGGAGUGGCAAUGUCCAAGAUGACGAGGAUGAGGCUAUGGGAUCGGACUCCGACGAUGAUGAGGAGUCACGGAAGAAGCGCAAGAAGCACCGCAAGCCCGAAAUCCAAGUUGACCGGACCGGCGAACUGGACGCCAACGGACCCCAGUCCGUCGCCGACUACGAGCGCCUUUUGCUGGGUGAGCCUGACUCCUCACAGCUCUGGCUCCAGUACAUGGCCUUCCAGCUGGAGCUGGGCGAGGUUGAGAAGACGAGGGAGAUCGCUGAGCGUGCCCUUCGCACAAUCACCAUUGGACAGGAUGCUGAGAAACUGAAUAUCUGGGUGGCGUUGCUCAACUUGGAAAACACCUAUGGUAACGACGACACCCUUGAAGAUGUGUUCAAGCGCGCGUGUCAGUACAACGAUACCCAGGAGGUCUAUGAGAGGAUGAUCAGCAUUUAUAUCCAGUCUGGCAAGAACGAGAAAGCGGAUGAGCUCUUCCAGACUGCUCUCAAGAAAAAGAUCUUCCACUCUUCCAAGUUUUACCUCAACUACGCCUCCUUCCUUUUCGAUACCAUGGCUGAUCCCGAGCGUGGCCGUGCUUUGCUGCCUCGUGCUCUGCAAUCUCUGCCUUCUCACACGCAUGUUGAGACGACGUCUAAGUUCGGACAGCUGGAGUUCCGCUCUGCUAACGGUGAUGUCGAACGUGGUCGCACUGUCUUCGAAGGACUGCUGUCCUCUUUCCCCAAGCGCAUUGAUCUCUGGAAUAUCCUCCUUGACUUGGAGAUCAAGGCCGGUGACGCGGAACAGGUCCGUCGCUUGUUUGAGCGUGUCCUUGGUAUCCGCGAUACCAAGAAGGGCGCAGUCUCUGUGGAAGAGAGCAAGAAGCUUCGCCCCAAGCAAGCCCGCUUCUUCUUCAAGAAAUGGCUGGCUUUUGAGGAGAAGCUCGCCGCCGCCGAUGGCGGAAACGAGAAGAUGGUGGAAGACAUCAAGGCCAAGGCCGCCGACUAUGUCAAGUCUCUGCAAAAGGAAUAA
This is a messenger RNA of Aspergillus terreus NIH2624, 5397 nucleotides long. RefSeq names its product putative rRNA biogenesis protein RRP5. Gene Ontology annotation, molecular function: RNA binding; protein binding. Gene Ontology annotation, cellular component: nucleolus; small-subunit processome. Lineage: Eukaryota; Fungi; Ascomycota; Eurotiomycetes; Eurotiales; Aspergillaceae. The record is from RefSeq and is a predicted model, not a curated record. The transcript has 3 exons. Gene Ontology annotation, biological process: rRNA processing. Bases 1 to 5397 code for a protein of 1798 amino acids.